CACUUAUUCGCAUUGGUCACACGUUUUUUCCCAUUCCCAUUUGGCGCCAAAUUCCUGCUCACCAUACAAGAGCAGCUGCUUCUCACUCUCUUCCACUAAUCGCCGGCGAGUUUUUCUCCGGCGAAAUAAAACCCUAGCGAGCUUUAUACCUCGGAAUUCGCGCCGAGUAACUUCUCCGAUUGCUCCUCUAUUAUCUGCCGCUUACUUCAAUGACGGAACGGCGUUCUAAACGACCCAAAAUCACCAGGGGCGAAGAUGAUUAUAUGCCAGGAAACAUAACUGAGAUUGAACUUCAUAACUUCAUGACAUUCAGCAAGUUGACAUGCAAACCUGGCUCCCGAUUAAAUCUUGUAAUUGGACCAAAUGGCUCUGGAAAGAGUUCUCUAGUCUGUGCAAUAGCACUUGGUCUUGGCGGUGAGCCUCAACUUUUGGGAAGGGCUUCUAGUAUUGGAGCUUUUGUGAAGCGCGGAGAGGAAUCAGGGUACGUCAAGAUUUCCUUGAGAGGAGAAACCAAAGAGGACCAGUUAACUAUAGUGCGGAAAAUAGAUACUCAGAACAAAUCUGAGUGGAUUUUUAACGGAAAAGCUGUGCCAAAGAAGAACGUAACUGAUAUAAUUCAAAGGUUCAAUAUCCAAGUCAACAACUUGACUCAAUUUCUACCUCAAGACAGGGUUUGUGAGUUUGCAAAGUUAACUCCUGUUCAACUUCUUGAAGAGACUGAAAAGGCUGUUGGGGAUCCUCGGCUACCCGUCCAGCAUGUAGAUCUUAUUAGCAAAAGUGAGGAGAUGAAAAAGUCUGAACGAACUGUGAAGAGCGGCAGAGAGACAUUGGAUCAGCUGAAGGAAGUCAAUUCUCAACUUGAAAGAGAUGUGGAGCGUCUCCGUCAGAGAGAGCAUCUCCUAGCUCAGGCUGAAUCCAUGAAAAAGAAAUUGCCAUGGCUGAAGUACGAUGCGAAGAAGGCUGAGUUUCUGGAAGCUAAAGGGCAAGAGAAAGAUGCCAAAAAGAAGCUGGAUGAAGCUGCUGAGAAUUUGAAUGAACUCAUGGAACCUAUAGAGGAAAAAAAGCAAGAGAAAGCAGAACGAGAUGCUAAAUGCAAAAAACUAAAUGGCCUGUUGGGUGAAAAUGCCAACAAGCGUAUGAAACGUCUGGAUCAGGAUAGCCGUUUGGAUGUUCAAGUGAAUGGAAAAUAUAAAGAAAUGGAAGACUUGAGGAAGCAAGAAGAAUCUCGUCAACGUCGACUUUUAAAAGCUCAAGAAGAUCUUAGUGCUGCCGAAUUGGAACUGGCAAAUCUUCCUCCUUAUGAACGUCCCAGAGAUAAAAUUGAUGGCUUGGGUUCUAAAAUUUUGGAGCUGCAAGAUGGUGCACAGGAGCUAAGGUCACAGAAAUCAGAAAUAGAAAGAACCCUUGAGCGGAAUAGGACAACAUUCAGACAGUGCUCUGAUAAAUUGAAGGAGAUGGAGAACACAAACAACAAAAGGUUACGUGCUUUACAGAGUUCUGGUGCUGAAAAGAUAUUUGAAGCUUACAAUUGGGUUCAGGAGCAUCAACAUCAAUUUAAUAAAUCUGUAUAUGGUCCAGUUCUUCUUGAGGUCAAUGUUUCCAAUCGGAUUCAUGCAGAUUACCUUGAGGGUGAUGUGCCAGGCUAUGUAUGGAAGGCCUUUAUAACACAAGAUGCUGCUGACCGUGACUUCUUAGUUAGAAAUAUGCGAUCAUUUGAUGUUCCUGUUAUAAAUUUGUCAGAUGAAAGUCAGAGCCGUGUUCCCUUUCAAGUUACCGAGGAGAUGCGUAUGCUAGGUAUCGAUUCAAGGCUUGACCAAGUCUUUGAUGCACCUGAUGCUGUCAAAGAAGUUCUAAUCGGUCAAUUUCGGCUGGAUCAUUCUUACAUAGGCUCGCGUGAAACUGACAAGAGAGCAGAUGAGGUGUUGCAGUUGGGCAUCUUUGAUUUAUGGACUCCUGAAAAUCAUUACAGAUGGACCAAAUCCAGAUAUGGUGGUCAUGUUUCUGGCAGUGUUGAAUCAGUGGACCGCUCUCGCUUUUUACUAUGCAAUGUGGAUGCUGGGGAACUUGAGAGGCUCAAGUCCCGGAAACUUCAGUUGGAUGAAGCCAUCUCUACAUUAGAAGAUAAUCUCAGGGAACUUAAGAGGGAGUUGAGGAACAUAGAAGAUGAAGGUGCCAAACUCGAAAGGCAACGUAUGCCAUCUACAAUUGAUGAAUUGGAUGCGGCUAUUCAAGAUACUAUUUCUCAAGCCAACUCCAUUCUUUUCCUGAACCAUAAUGUUCUAGAAGAAUAUGAAACACGUCGGAAAAAAAUAGAAUCUCUUUCAAAGAGUCAACAGAUGGAAGAGGAGAAAUUAAGCAACCUCAUUAGUGAAAUCAAUGCUUUAAAGGAAAGGUGGCUACCGACAUUAAGAAGUCUUGUUUCUCAAAUCAAUCAGACUUUUAGCCGCAAUUUCCAAGAAAUGGCUGUUGCAGGGGAAGUUUCAUUAGAUGAGCAUGGCAUGGACUUUGACAAAUAUGGGAUACUAAUUAAAGUCAAAUUCAGGGAGACGGGACAACUCCAAGUUCUAAGUGCCCACCACCAAUCUGGAGGAGAACGAUCUGUUUCAACUAUUCUUUACCUAGUUUCUCUCCAAGACCUUACAAAUUGCCCAUUUAGAGUGGUGGAUGAAAUAAAUCAAGGAAUGGAUCCUAUCAAUGAGAGGAAAAUGUUUCAGCAAUUAGUGAGAGCCGCCAGCCAACCCAAUACACCGCAGUGCUUCUUGCUUACCCCAAAGUUGCUGCCAAAUCUUGAUUACAGCGAAGCAUGCAGCAUUCUGACUGUUAUGAAUGGGCCCUGGAUUGAGGAGCCAUCCAAAGUUUGGAGUUCUGGAGAAAGCUGGAGGUCUGUGAUGGGAUUAACCUCAGUUGCCGCUGACUAGAAUCAGUAUUACUUGUGCAAGAUUCUACCAGGAAUUUGUCGAUAAGGAAAAUUUACUAUCUUUUAGUUGAUCUUCAUUUUGCCCCAUUAAAAGCUGAAUGAUACCGUUCAGCUACUGUUUUUGAAAAAUCUGUCUAUAUUGGCUCUUAAUUCUUCGUAGUGCAUAAUUUCUUACUUAUUGUAACAUAGAGAUAAUUCCUGUGUUCGAACCCCAAAUAGUUUGUCCUCCAUUCUGUUUGUUUAUAUUCAGAAAUUGUUCAUUUCUUCUAGUAGAUGAAUGCAUAUUGCUCUUCGAGUAUGAUAUGAGAAUGUCUUUCUUU
Molecule: messenger RNA, 3237 nt
Organism: Capsicum annuum
Lineage: Eukaryota; Viridiplantae; Streptophyta; Magnoliopsida; Solanales; Solanaceae
Product: structural maintenance of chromosomes protein 5
Biological process (GO): double-strand break repair via homologous recombination
Cellular component (GO): Smc5-Smc6 complex
Molecular function (GO): ATP binding; ATP hydrolysis activity
Source: RefSeq, a predicted model, not a curated record